AUGGCUUCAAAAACAUUGUGCGUCCUCGGGGAUGCGAACGCCGGCAAGAAGACUCUGACCUGGCACCUGGUCUUCACGUGCGGGGCUUCCCUUCCCGAGAUUGCACCAAUCGAGAAGAGUCGGAUUUGCGAUUAUCGUGGCAUCGCAACCCUUUAUCGACAGAAAGGCAGACCCGUCUCAUUCUACGGCCCUUCGGCCCAAUACACGAUCACAGGUGACCAUGACUAUCCUCCACAUCUGGAACAGACUAACCAUUCCACUGAAGACAUUCCUGGAAUUGCCGAUAUUGCCCUCUGGGCUGUAGAUGCGUCUGCUGAUGACUACGGAGCACGUUCGAGCCAAAGUCUUGCGUCCCUCUUGUCUUCUGGGAAGCUCCGUGUCGAGGAGCAGCUGAUUAUAGUUGCUACUAAAAUGGAUCUGGCCAACUGGUCGGAGACCGUAUUCGCGCAGGUCGCACACUCGUUCACUAAGAUCAAGCUGGCGCAUUUCAAAAUCAGUAUUGUGCCAGUCUCUGGCCUGCACGGGGAUAACCUUGUUGAGAAGUCAGACAAGGCGGCACACCUUCAGCCUGCGGGCAAGAUAGAGGAGGGGGGGCUGGCAGUCUUGGGUGCGCGACCCCUGAUGUCGCUGCUGUGA
This is a messenger RNA of Microdochium trichocladiopsis, 636 nucleotides long. RefSeq lists its product as uncharacterized. Gene Ontology annotation, biological process: translation. The transcript has 4 exons. The record is from RefSeq and is a predicted model, not a curated record. Lineage: Eukaryota; Fungi; Ascomycota; Sordariomycetes; Xylariales; Microdochiaceae. The coding region runs from base 1 to 636 and encodes 211 amino acids. Gene Ontology annotation, molecular function: GTPase activity.